GGUCUAUUGACUUGUUUUUGGCAUCGAAGAAGGAAAACAAGGUCUAGUUUGUUCCAAACAGACAAAAACAAGCGAGAGCCCUUCUCUUCCUGUCACUUCACAGUAAGCCGAGAACUAUGAAGGUCUUCUUAAUCUUGUGUAUACUCUGGAUUGCAGUGACAGAUGGAAAUGUAGUCAGACGUCAGACUGAUAUCACCACAUCCACCAGGAUCCCACCAGCUAAUCCAGAGAUAACCACGGUGUACAGGGUCAACUGCAACUGCCCCUUCACCCCUCAGUAUGCCCCUGUCUGUGGCUCUGAUGGCCAAAGCUACGGAAACAAGCAGAUCCUUGAUUGUGCUGUGUUUUGUGGAGCCAAUGUCACAAUGGUGUACUCAACUGCUUGUGGAUCCAAUAGAGGAUAAUUAAACUACAAGACAAGUUAUAUAUCCAGAUUCAGAAAUAUAACUACUAUAUGUCAAUUAUAACUUUUUUUUAUUUGA
Messenger RNA from Homalodisca vitripennis (glassy-winged sharpshooter), 482 nucleotides. RefSeq lists its product as uncharacterized. The coding region runs from base 117 to 404 and encodes 95 amino acids. Lineage: Eukaryota; Metazoa; Arthropoda; Insecta; Hemiptera; Cicadellidae. The record is from RefSeq and is a predicted model, not a curated record. Gene Ontology annotation, molecular function: protein binding. The transcript is spliced from 3 exons.